AUAGGAUUCUCUUUUUUUUGAUACACCGGAUUUUCAAAUAGUCAUUUGUUUCUUAAUGAACAUCUAUGUACAUUUAUCCCCCAACCAUCCAAUUUCUAAUCUGGACAACCAACCCAUCUGCAUGAUCCCCAGACAGCAGGCCACACCAGCCAGCUGUUGGAUUAUUGCCACAGCACUAUCUCAUCGGGGAAGGCGUGUCACUCCCCGAAUUGCUCAGCGCCCCUUUGUCCUCGGUCGGUGCCCAGCCAGCGACACUCAUGGCGGCUGCACCCGUCAGACAGCGCUCCGGGCCGGGGGGACCCCGGGCGCAGCUCCCGCCCUGCUACUACGAAGGAUACCUGGAAAAGCGAGGACCGAAAGAAAAGGCAUCCAGGCGUCUGUGGACCUGUCUGUGUGGGAAUUCUUUGUAUUUCUUCAAUAAUGCCAAGGACAGUCAUUACGUGGAGAAGCUGGACCUCAGUGGCUUCGUGUCCCUGAAGGACGACUGCAGCCGGGACAGAAACCUGGAGGCAGCCAGACUCAUCCUGCGCAUGAAGGAUGGAGAGACCAAACUCACAGCACCUAACUUGGAAUCAAGGGAGCUGUGGAAAGGUUUCCUCUACUCCGUUGUAGAUCUGAAUUUACCGUCCUGUCUCACGUUGCUGCCGGGCCAGCUGCAGAUGCUGAAGGAGGUGGUGGACAAAGAGAGGUCCAGACGGAGAACCCGCACACCCACGCGUGCUCCUCCCUCGCCCCUCUCUGUGCCUUUAGUAGGAGAGAUCCCACCGUGUUUUCGACCAGUGUCUCGAACGGAGGCUGAAGUCCUUUUAGAGAGACACCCGGACUGCGGCAACAUGUUGCUCCGGCCAGGCAGAGAUGGGUGCUCAUUGGCUGUCACUACUCGGCAGGACCUCAACGGGUCAGUGUUCAGACAUUACCGUGUGACUCAGAGGGACUCAGGUGGUUAUGUCAUUGAUGUAGAAAAUCCUAUUCCCUGUGCUACACUGCAUGAGGUCAUUGACGCUCUGGUAGAGAAGACAGCAGGGACUCUGCAGCCUUUCCUACUGGAGGAGCCUUACGAAGAGAAUAUCACAUAUGUUUCCGCCAAUGAUGAGAAUGGAGAAAGGAUCCUGCACACUGCUCCCUCCAGCCCCCUGCCAAAGGCUCCUGCCCUGCCUCCAAAACAAGACCGUUGGCCCAGCAGCCCCCUGUCCAGGUCUCCAGCCCCCGACCGCCGCAUCCUGACCACACCAGUGCCGGCCUCGCCCACCAACCCGAUGAGACGGCUCAUCCUCUCCCCUUCACCUCUCGCACAGACACUUAAUGAGGAACUCAAAAUGAAGCUGGAGCAGAGACGAGCCAGUCAGGAGUGAUGUUUCAUGAGGAACAACCUCCUGUCACAGCAUAGUCAUAUCUUCAGUGCCAAACCCCUUCUCACCGCAGCUAUGUAUUCAUCCUGUGCCUUCUAGGUGGCAGAGAAGGGACUACGAAUACCGCCACUAUCUUGUAGGGAGAUACAAAAUGUUGGACUUUGAUGGUUAAAUGGACUCUGGUUAGCUCCUUAAGAGCAUGGAUGGCUGGUAAACACUGGAUUAGGUUCAUAAAACCUCGUAAAAGGCUGCCUGCCCUGGUUAGGGUAACAAUCCACUAAUGCUUGCAGAAAGUUGUUAACAGUGUGCCACUGACCAACAA
This is a messenger RNA of Etheostoma cragini (Arkansas darter), 1671 nucleotides long. RefSeq names its product signal transducing adaptor family member 2a (gene stap2a). Gene Ontology annotation, molecular function: signaling adaptor activity. Lineage: Eukaryota; Metazoa; Chordata; Actinopteri; Perciformes; Percidae. The transcript has 11 exons. Bases 258 to 1352 code for a protein of 364 amino acids. The record is from RefSeq and is a predicted model, not a curated record.